AUGGGGAGGAAGCGGUCGUCUUCGACCGAGUCAGAGAGCGACUCUGACAGUGAAGAAACUUCUUCCUCUAAGAGUUGCAGGAAGACCAAGAAGGUCUCCAAGGCGACUGCCAAAGAUAAGAAAAAGACAAAAAAGGCUGUAGAGGUCAAAAAGACCAGUAGCAAAGCCAAAAAAAAGAAGGCCAAAGAAGAGAGCGAAGAUGACUCUGACUCUGAGGAGGAGGAAGAGGAUGAGGACUCCGAGCCGAGAAAGAGCAAGAAGGACAAAGAUCGAGGAAAGAGCGACAAGAAACGUCGUGACCGAAGUCGAAGUAGGGAUCGACGAAAAAGGGACGAUAGCAGAGCACAUCCCAUGCCAGGUUCAUAUCCCAUGCCGUAUGGUAUGCCUGGGUAUGCGGUCGCAUAUGGCGCCAGCCCUUGGGGUCCAUAUCCACCGCCAUAUGCCAUGGGACGGGCACCGCCUGGUGACUAUGGUCACACUAGCCGUGCCCUGAACAACGAUCGCGGUGAUCGCGGUGACCGCCGCGACAAUCGACGGGGCCGCGGCGACUAUCGAGGUAUGGACUUUGGGGCCUUCAACGGUCGAGAUGCCGAGCGCACCAAAUGGGCGCCUGGACAAGGCAGAAAUCCCGACCUGGAGGAUGAGACCUUUGCAGCCGUUCUCUUCGAGUCUUCCAGUGUUUGCCGGCGCGGAGCGAUGCUCUAUCCUCACGUGGGGGAGUUGACGGUGUCCUUUAACGGCGGCAAAGAUGCAUGCGUGGUGCUGUAUCUGUGGCUGGCAGUGCUGCGGGCCAUGGAGGAGAUGCCGGAAACGCCGCAGGUCAUCUUCUUCGACUCGGGUGAUGAGUUCGGCAAAGUCAAGCGAUUUGUCACCUGGACAGUAAGAAGCCUGGACUUAGAGAUGAUCGUCUUGGAAAACCGCUCCUUCCGCCUGGGCAUGGAAUCCUUAGUGGCCAACAACGUGAAGGCCGUGGUGAUGGGCCAGCGCUCAGUUGACCCUUGGAUGAAGGGAAUGGAUGCCUUCACCCCUUCAACCGAUGGAUGGCCCGCCUUCAUGCGGAUCAAUCCCAUCAUGAAGUGGUCCUACCAUCACGUCUGGAUCUUUUUGAGGCAGUUUGGAUUUCCCUACUGUGAGCUCUAUGACCAGGGCUUCACGUCCUUGGGCAGCGUGAAAGAUACCCUGCCGAACCCCGCCCUGAAGAGGUCCGAUGGCAGCUUUGCGCCCGCCUACGAGUUGGAGGACGGCACACUGGAGCGGGAUGGCCGGACCAGUAGCAAGUCGGGCAAGGUCCGAUGA
Cladocopium goreaui is the source of this 1296-nucleotide messenger RNA. The record is from the annotation of a GenBank genome assembly. Lineage: Eukaryota; Dinophyceae; Suessiales; Symbiodiniaceae.